This is a messenger RNA of Tupaia belangeri chinensis (Chinese tree shrew), 745 nucleotides long. RefSeq names its product coiled-coil domain-containing protein 180-like. Bases 332 to 745 code for a protein of 137 amino acids. The record is from RefSeq and is a predicted model, not a curated record. The transcript has 5 exons. Lineage: Eukaryota; Metazoa; Chordata; Mammalia; Scandentia; Tupaiidae.
GACGUCCAGGGGCUGGCCGGGCUGCUUCAGGGGCUAGAAUGGGGGACGGGAGGAGCCAGUAGGUGCCUGAUUAGCGUGGCCAGAAUCAAGCUGCUCCAUCCCUCCACUUCGUCCUCCCUGUGUCCCCUGGAGUGUCCUGGACCCGAAUUCAGGAUGCAGGGAUUCCAAUCUGAAACCUCGGGGGCGUUGAUGUUUUCCAGAGGAGUUCAGUAGAGGACGAACAAUCAUCGUGUAUUAUUUGCCACCCCAAAUUCCUCUUCGGAUUUGCGCCCUUCGUGCUGUGGACAGUCAGGACAGUCAACCUCCUCUUGCCGUCCAGCCCUCCGCCAAGAUGUCGUCCACCGGGAAGGUGAGCCAGGUCCAGACCGGCAAAGUCUACCAACAGAUCUUCCAGGCUCAGGUGCAGCUGGUCCACUCCCUGGCGGCCUCCAGGAAGGGGGCUAGGGCAUAUUCUGCCACCCCAAAGGGUGGCAAGAUGCCCCUGAUGAAGACGACGGAGAUUCCUGUGGGAGAGAUGAUGUCUCUUCGGCAGCAGAAGUGGGUACACAGCCUCCCCAAUGACUGGACCACGGAAAACCCUGUUCUCUACAAGGAAAAGGAAACAGCCAAGAGGGAAAAAUCCCAAGAGAGCGAGAGCACCAUCGCUGCCCGAGAAGUGCGAGGCCUCACAGACACCAUCGGGCCUGUGGGAAGGGGCAAGGGGCUGACCACAGCCAGCGCUUACUGGUGGGAAAGCAGGGGCUAA